Molecule: messenger RNA, 2412 nt
Organism: Penicillium antarcticum
Lineage: Eukaryota; Fungi; Ascomycota; Eurotiomycetes; Eurotiales; Aspergillaceae
Product: putative glycosyl hydrolase
Exons: 2
Coding region: 1-2412 (803 amino acids)
Biological process (GO): carbohydrate metabolic process
Molecular function (GO): hydrolase activity, hydrolyzing O-glycosyl compounds
Source: RefSeq, a predicted model, not a curated record
AUGGAAUCUGUUAGCGACAUUUCAUUCAGAUCACCGUGGAUUUAUCGAGAGGUUUUCAGCAUGAGCCCAUCAAAUGGGCAGUACUUUACUCUGAAGACACAUGGGAUUACGCCCAAGGCGGACAUCUAUUUGAACGGGAUUCUCAUUGCAACAAGUGACCAACAACAAGGAUCGUAUGGUGGCCUUCAAUACAGCCUGACAAACUAUAUUCAAACAGGCGAUAAUUGUAUCCUUGUCCGUGUCUUUCCAACCAAUUACCUUCGUGAUUUUGCCAUGGGGUUUGUGGAUUGGAACCCUUACCCAGCGGACAAUGGCACAGGAGUCUGGCGAAACGUUGAGAUCUCUCAGACCGGAUCGAUUUCCAUGUCUCCAUUUCGCAUAGUGACCGAUUUCACGAAACCCACGACCGAGGCUGUAAAUAUUACCUUCCGAACUGAAUUGUCUAACCAUGAACCGAAAGCCCAUCGAGUCAAGCUGAACGGAACUGUUACACGAGGUAGCUCCGCUAUAGCUCAGAUCAGCGAUAUAUUUGAUUUGAAGCCAAAUGAAAGAAAGACGGUUUCGAUCGAAGCGAUUGUUCGGAACCCUGAUAUUUGGUGGCCCGCUUGCUGGGGCGAGCAACCCUUGUAUACAAUCCAGGCACAUACUUUCAUUCAGGAACCUCGAGAGUUGUUGUCAGAUCGCUGCAGGAGUCAACAAUUCGGAAUCCGACAUGUAUCGUCAAACCUGAAUGGUUUCAACGACACUGAAUUCACCGUCAACGGGGAACCUUUCCAAGUCAUUGGAGCCGGAUAUGGGCCGGAUAUCUUCUUGCGAUUUGAUAAAGACAGGGUUGAAAAAAUGCUCACAUACCUGCUUGACAUGGGAAUGAAUACCCUUCGAUUAGAGGGAAAACAAGAGCACCCGGAACUAUACGAAUUAGCAGAUCGCAUGGGAGUAAUGAUCUUGGCAGGAUGGGAAUGUUGCGAUAAAUGGGAAGGCUGGGAAUACAAUGAGGAUGCUGACGGGGUUAAGUGGGAUGAUCAAGAUUAUCGCAUUGCAAGAACAUCAAUGUUGCAUGAGGCUGAGAUGAUGCAAGCCCACCCGUCGAUGCUUGGUUUCUUGGUGGGCUCAGACUAUUGGCCCGAUGACCAAGCUACAGAAGUAUACUUGGAUGCUCUUCGAUAUAUGGAUUGGCCGAAUCCAAUCAUUGCAUCGGCCAGCAUGCGCGGUUAUCCAGAAGCUUUAGGGCCUUCUGGAAUGAAAAUGGACGGCCCGUACGACUGGGUGCCACCAAACUAUUGGUAUGGCAACAAAGAAGGAGCAGCUUUUGGAUUUGGAUCUGAACUGGGUGCUGGAGUUGGAACACCUGAGACGCGCAGCCUGAAGAAAUUCAUGUCCGAUGACAAUUUGAAAACGAUGUGGACACAGCCUGAUGCACAUUUGUAUCACAUGUCUCGUUACGACUCUCACUUUUACGAUCGGUCUAUCUACAACAAGGCUCUUCACUCUCGGUACGGCGAGCCAGUGAGCGUAGAUGACUAUGUGCUCAAAAGUCAGAUGGCGGACUAUGAGGCUACGCGGGCCCAAUACGAAGCUUAUUCCACGAGGAAAAAUGCCACCCGACCCGCCACUGGCCUGAUUUACUGGAUGCUGAACAGCGCUUGGCCGAACCUGCACUGGCAGCUGUUCGACUACUACCUCAGUCCCAUGGCAGCCUACUUCGGCACAAAAGUUGGUGCACGCAUGGAACAUGUUGCUUACGAUUACGAAAGCCGGAGUGUUUGGCUGAUCAACCAUUCGCUUAAGAAUGAAGGAGAGCGACAGGUCUUGAUAGAGGUCAUUGACACACAGGGAAACAAGCUUUCAAGCACCGAAGCCAACAUCAAGACGACCCCUAAUUUCGCAAAGCCAGUCACCUCGGUUGAUGCAAUUGACACCAUCCAAGAUGUUGCAUUCCUGCGUUUGGUACUUCGUGAUCCCAAGUCCAACUUGAUCAUCAGUCGCAAUGUCUAUUGGAUCUCUCAAACUAGAGAUGUUUUAGACUGGCCUAAGUCUAACUUCUUUACAACCCCAGUCACCACGUUCGCAAAUUAUACGAAACUCCAGUCUCUAGCAGCAGCCAACGUCAAGCCAUCGCUGCACCCAGAAAGAUCGAGCUUCGCAGAUGGCCUGACUCGGGCAGAGGUUCAUUUGGAAAAUGAAUCCGAGGUGCCAGCACUCUUCCUUCGGUUGAACGCAAUCUAUGCAUCUGAGCAAGCAGAGAUCGCACCAGUCUACUGGUCUGAUAACUAUAUCACCCUUUGGCCCAAGGAAAAGUUAUGCUUAACAGUUGCUUUCCGAGGAAAUUUACAAGAAACUAUAGUUGAAGUAUCUGGUCAAAAUGUCAAAACGGUGACAUUGAAGGGCGCGGACAUGCAACACCUGAUUUAA